This is a messenger RNA of Sinocyclocheilus grahami, 738 nucleotides long. RefSeq names its product equilibrative nucleoside transporter 2-like. The transcript is spliced from 7 exons. Gene Ontology annotation, molecular function: nucleoside transmembrane transporter activity. Bases 1 to 738 code for a protein of 245 amino acids. NCBI's taxonomy places the organism in Eukaryota, Metazoa, Chordata, Actinopteri, Cypriniformes, Cyprinidae. The record is from RefSeq and is a predicted model, not a curated record. Gene Ontology annotation, cellular component: plasma membrane; basolateral plasma membrane. Gene Ontology annotation, biological process: adenine transport; hypoxanthine transport; guanine transport.
AUGAGGAUUUGUAAGGGAGCAUCAGACAGAAGUGGCCUUGUGGCUGUUAUCUUUUUCAUGUUGGGAAUGGGAACUCUGCUUCCAUGGAACUUCUUCAUAACUGCAAUGAAUUAUUUCACUGACCGUUUGAAAAAUGGUACAAGUUCUACACAGACCGACACUUACAUGUUUGGUAACAUGAGCGUGCUGUUAGCCCAGCUUCCCUUGCUGCUAUUCACGCUUCUCAACUCCUUUCUAUACCAGCAAGAAGAUGCGCAUUGCUGGCAGCAUGAUCUUCAUAUUAAUGUUUUUCCAGCAAUUACUAUAAAUACAAAACCUUCUGGCUUAUUUGAUGGGAAAGAUAACAUCUUCGUACCUGUGUGUUCAUUCAUUGUCUUCAAUGUGAUGGACUGGAUUGGCAGAAGUCUCACUUCUCGUCUUCAGUGGCCUUCAAUGAAGAGUCAUUCAUUCCCUUUUUUUGUGGUAUUACGGGUAGUUUUCAUUCCUGCCCUCAUGCUCUGCAACAUUCAGCCCCGCGUCUAUCUACCAGUCUUUUUCAAUCAUGACAUGGCUUAUAUCAUCAUCAUGUCUUUGUUUGCCAUGACGAAUGGAUAUUUUGCCUGCCUCUCCAUGAGCUAUGCUCCACAACUGGUGAGGCCUAAAGAUGCAGAGACAGCAGGGGCUCUGAUGACCUUCUUCCUGGCUUUGGGACUCUCUCUAGGUGCCGCUUUCUCUUUUGGCCUUAAAAUAAUUCUUUAG